CUUCCACUAAACAAUCAGCUCAGAACAUCAGGUGAGAGCAGGUUGCUGCACCUGCACAAUCAGUGAGGUGUGGUUCUGUUAGCUGGUAUGACCUCAAGUCAUGAUCUUAGUCUGAAGGAGAAAUUAAUAAAGAGCUUUCUUUUUUAUUAUUAUUAAACACACAGUGAGGGCUCAAAAACCUGCAUCCACAGCUGUUGAAGCCUUUCUCCUGAAAUGAAGGUUUGGAUAUCCUGUCUGCUGCUUGGCAGCAUCAGCUGUUCUCCUCCACAAGGAGAUGGAUCGAGCAGUCUAGGACUGAACCACAUGUGGCCGUUCUUCCUUUCACCUUUUUCUGUUGGAUCAGAUUUGUCUGAGGAACCAUCUUCUGUCUCUGACCGUUCCAACCGUCAAAGGCUCCUCCAGAGCAGCAACAUGGGUGGUGCUAGAGAUCCAGGUUUCCGGGCUCACGAUUUCAUCCCAGAGUUCUUUCAGUUUUGGGAUCCAGAAAUCAUUGAAGCUGCCUCUGCAGGGAGCAGCAGCCCCCACCAGUCUGCAGAGGAGAGCUGGAGCCAUGCUCCUGAUCAGGAGGAGCCUUUCUUCACCGACAUGAACGGUCAUGAUCCGGUCUUCACUCUGGACUCUCACUCAAACUACCUGCGAAAGAGGAACAUUGCUACAAAGGCUAGCUUUACCCCGAGGGGGUUGAAUCCCAAAAAAAGGCCGUGGACUUCAUCCUGAACCCUCCUGAUGGUUUGGCCAGACGGAGCUUUUGAAGUUUUUGAUUGAUCGAAACCUUCAAGAUGGCCUUCCUUACCCAUAUUUGGUGCAAAUAAACUCUUUGCUUUUCA
Molecule: messenger RNA, 827 nt
Organism: Oryzias latipes (Japanese medaka)
Lineage: Eukaryota; Metazoa; Chordata; Actinopteri; Beloniformes; Adrianichthyidae
Source: RefSeq, a predicted model, not a curated record